CUUAAAUUGCUGCUGUAGUAGUAGUUUAGUAAAACUAUUAAUUAUAACUAGGAAUGUAAACGGUUAAUCGAUUAUCGAUUACUUCUCAUUACAAGAAUUUGCUCGAUUAAAUUAAAUUAAUUGUUGGCUAAUUGAACAAUGCGAACGUGACACAAGAUUCUCGCAGGCGGCAAGAGACCCGACACCAAAUUGGGGGCGGCAAAAAAGAAACCAAACAUGAGGCGGUCAAAACGGAGUGGAGUGUGGAAGCAUUUCAAAUUAAUUAAUGAUGACAAAGACUCUCAAUGCAAACUUUGCGGUUCUACGAUUAAGUACAACAGCUCUACGAGUUUGCUAAGAUACCACCUUCAUAACUUGCAUGCAGCCGUGUUGCAGGGAGGAAGUCUGUCGCGUUCACAACCUACAAUCGCUGCUGUGGUGGGAAGGCGAGUAUGUGACCACAGGAAAGCGGAGGGCAUUACUCAGAGGAUUUGCGGCAUGAUCGAAAAAGAUAUGAUGCCAGUUAGCACCACUGAUAGUGAGGGAUUUCGGGAGUUAAUACACUUGAUGGAGCCAGGAUAUAAUAUCCCUUCUCGAGCGACCAUAACUACCCACUUGGAAGCACGCUACAAAAACAAGAAGGCUGAGCUAAAAACACAGUUAGCCGCGGCUAAUGUGGCUCUGACGACAGAUUGUUGGACGUCACUGACUUCAGAAAGCUACAUUACAAUCACUUGUCCUACACUGAAAACGACUGGCAGGUAAAGUCAGCAGUCCUUCUCACGGAGAGCCUCUCAGAGAGACAUAAAGCUGAUGAUUUAGCUGACAAACUCAACCAGGCUGUGGAGUCAUGGGGACUCACUGGGCAUGUAAUAGCCUGUGUGCAUGACAACGCUCGGAAAACAUCGUCUCAGCAAACAACCCCGCACGAGUCAGUUGGAAAUCAGUUUCUUGCUUUGCACAUACUUCUUAAAUCUGGCCGUCAACAACGGAUUCGCUGCUGCUGGUGUCAACCGAGUAAUUGCAGCUGCUGGCAGAUUGGUGGCUGAUGGUUCAUCAGAAACAUCCACCAUGAGUCUGUCUCAGCAGAGCAUCUGCAUCAUCUCAAGUUUACUCUUAAAUUCAGUGUCUCUAUGUUUUAGUAAACUGUCCUGCAAACAAGGCCACAGUGGUCCAACCUAUGAAUCCAUGCAGGCUGUGUUUGACCUACAAUCCUUCAGGCCAGCAGUGAACCUCAGCAAUCCCACCAUAACCAACAUCUCCUUCACUCUGUAUGCUGUCCUGGGGGUGAAUGAAAAAACACAGAUACUCACUACUUUCUUAUGGCUGAGACUGUACUGGCACCAUGAGUUCCUAGUUUGGGACCCUGAUGAGUGUGACGGCGUCACCAGGAUUUCUCUCCCUGUGAGUCGGCUCUGGUCUCCGGACAUCAUUGUGUAUGAGUUUGUGGAUGAUGAUGUUUCCCAAGCGUGUCCUUACGUCUACUUGAACUACACAGGUCGCAUCCGCUGGGACAGGAUGCUUAGGCUUGUCUCAGCCUGCAACCUGGAGAUCUUCAGCUUUCCUUUUGACGUGCAGAAUUGCACAUUUACAUUUGGCUCCUACAUGCACACCAUAAAGGACUUGAGGGUGAGUCCGGCCCUGACCUUUAAGGAGAUGUCUGAAAACUCAAAGCGUUACCUGGAAGCCAGUGGAGAGUGGGAGCUGGUGGACAUACUGGGGGAGACCUCCAUCCUCCAGUUUGGGGUUGACGAGUUGGACAUCAUCACCUUCUGGGUGGUCAUAAAACGCCGGCCAAUUCUCUACGUGGUCAACCUGCUGAUCCCCAGCUCCUUCCUCAUGCUCAUCGACAUCCUGUCCUUCUACCUGCCCCCCCAUAGUGUCGACCGCGCCACCUUUAAGAUGACCCUCAUCCUGGGCUACACCGUCUUCCUGCUCAUCAUGAACAACCUGCUGCCCAGCACAGCAAACGGCACGCCCAUCAUAGGUAUCUAUUUCUCUGUGUGUCUGGCCCUCAUGGUCAUCAGUCUACUGGAGACAGUCGUCAUUACCAAUGUCCUCCACCACAGCUCCAUGAAAUAUCAAGAGGUCCCCCACUGGGUAAGGGUGGUUGUGCUCAAAUACAUCGCCAACCUCAUCUGCUACCGAUGGUCGGAGGAUGUCCAGCCCCCGUCUGUAACACAAAAGGAUAAACCUGACAGCUCAAAUGGCGUUUCAGGGCCGUGGAUCAUCCAACCAGCAAGCCAGACACCUGCCCAACACCCAGCCAGCACUGGAGGUACAGCUGCUCUGCCUGAGCUACAACAGAUCUGUCAAUAUCUAGGAGACCUUCGUGACCACCUCACCAAGCUGCAGAAGGAGAGCGAGCUGCAGGACAAGUGGUGCCACGUAGGAUAUGUCCUCGACUACCUGCUCUUUCGCAUCUAUCUGCUGCUCAUCUCCUGUUAUGCCCUGGUCAUCAUCUUCAUGUGGUGCGUCUGGAUCAACCAGUCCUAACUAGACAUCGGUCAGCUGUGAAUGAUUGCUAGGAUCAAUUCUUAGGAUGUCUAAAUAACAAAUUCAAGAGCAAGCAGUAGAAGUAGUUGGCAAAACAAAGCCUCUGCCACCAUUUAUUAGUAGGUGUUGUUUCUGUAGUGUUUGUUCAGAUUUUUUCUGUUUGAUUUUGCUUAGUAAACCAUGUUUAUGCAAUUUUGCUAGUUUUGUAUCCAAGAGGAUGGACCAAUAACUAAGUACAAUAUAAUGGUUUAGGGACAAUAACUGUAUAUUCUUUAUUGUCAUCACCAUCAUCAUUAACAAAAAAAAAAUUCUAUUUCUAUGUGUUUUUUUUCUGCUGUUGAUAAGAUAACUAAUCCCCAAACACAGUUAGUCUCUGAUAUUUUCUCUGUCAAAAUGUUAUUAUUUUGCAUCUUUCUUAAAGGACAAAAUCUAAAAUAUCAGAGUGACCCCAAAUUCCUCAAUUUCAAAACAAUGGAACAAGACCACUACACCACCACAGAGAUCCUGUACAAUCCAAAGAAGGUUAAAGUUAAGGGCAACUGGACUUGGUUGACCAUACGCGUCUGGAGUAUCAGAGAAACUCAGGAGGAUUUUCAACAAACACAACAUC
Messenger RNA from Micropterus dolomieu (smallmouth bass), 3085 nucleotides. Its product is annotated as 5-hydroxytryptamine receptor 3A-like. The record is from RefSeq and is a predicted model, not a curated record. The transcript is spliced from 10 exons. Lineage: Eukaryota; Metazoa; Chordata; Actinopteri; Centrarchiformes; Centrarchidae. Gene Ontology annotation, cellular component: neuron projection; postsynaptic membrane; synapse. Bases 865 to 2475 code for a protein of 536 amino acids. Gene Ontology annotation, molecular function: transmembrane signaling receptor activity; extracellular ligand-gated monoatomic ion channel activity; neurotransmitter receptor activity. Gene Ontology annotation, biological process: regulation of membrane potential; nervous system process; signal transduction.